This is a messenger RNA of Quercus lobata, 798 nucleotides long. RefSeq names its product prenylated RAB acceptor 1.C (gene PRA1.C). The transcript has a single exon. Gene Ontology annotation, biological process: vesicle-mediated transport. Bases 81 to 686 code for a protein of 201 amino acids. NCBI's taxonomy places the organism in Eukaryota, Viridiplantae, Streptophyta, Magnoliopsida, Fagales, Fagaceae. The record is from RefSeq and is a predicted model, not a curated record. Gene Ontology annotation, cellular component: endoplasmic reticulum; Golgi apparatus.
CACGUUCCUAAAUCCCCUCCCCUCUAGCAUUGCCGCUCUCUCUCUCUCUCUCUCUCUCUCUGCAUGCAAAUCUCUGGAAAAUGACGACGUAUGGAACAAUCCCAGCGGCAACACCAUCAUCAUCAUCAUCAUCAAAUUUACAGUUUGUUUCACUUGCAAAAGAAUGGAUCAAUUCGGGUCUUGGUAUGCCAAGGCCAUGGAAGGAGAUGAUCAAACUUCAAGAUCUCAGCUUUCCCACCAGCGUCUCUCAAUUAAUCCAAAGAAUCAAGAUAAACGUCGCAGUCUUCCGCAUGAACUACGCCAUUAUAAUAUUGUUCAUUCUCUUCCUCAGCUUGCUUUGGCACCCCGUCUCAAUGAUUGUCUUCAUUGUCAUGAUGGUUGCAUGGUUGUUCUUAUACUUUCUACGCGACGAACCAUUGGUUGUCAUGGGGUAUGAUAUAGAUGAUAGAAUGGUGAUGCUGGCCUUGUUGCCAAUCACUGUCCUUAGCCUUUUCCUUACAAAUGCCAAGAAAAAUAUCAUAGUAGCACUUGCUAUUGGACUUGUGGUUGUAAUGGUUCAUGGAGCAUUGAAGGAGACAGAUGAUCUGGUCAUUGUGGAUGGAGACGAAGGGAUUGUAUCAGGUGGUAAUGAAGAUAUGAAAAUGCCUCUCAAAAAUCCUGCCUCCUCUUCUUUUAGUCUGUCAUAAGGGUUUGUCUUCAUCAUGUUUUGGAUGUUGUUGUUUCAAUCUAGAAUCACAAGAGGUGAGAAAUGAAUUAACCUUUUUUUUCACCCCUUUUGUUUUUUCCUUGGGUUUUUGA